Molecule: messenger RNA, 2622 nt
Organism: Haliotis rubra (blacklip abalone)
Lineage: Eukaryota; Metazoa; Mollusca; Gastropoda; Lepetellida; Haliotidae
Product: protein starmaker-like
Exons: 11
Coding region: 111-2402 (763 amino acids)
Source: RefSeq, a predicted model, not a curated record
UCACCGGUUUGUGAUACCUGUGGCAAUCGGCAAAGUUUAAAAGUGAUCAGCGCCGUCGAUACAGGUGAAGUAGACAUCGACCAUACAUGCUGUGACCAGUGACCGCCAAGAUGACCAGUCUGUGUCCAGGCCCACUGUUCACCACCCCGGGGCUCAACCAGUACUCCACCCCUAGCUCUCGCACCUCCACCCCAUCAGAUAUAGACAGGCGAUUUACCCGGGUUCCAUUCAAUGGCAUCCCCUGGCCCAAGCAGAGCCCUGUAUCCCGAGUGUACGAUGUCCGCAACUCCAGCACCAAGAUGAUCCUUCUCAACAACAAAUAUACCAAGAAGAGUGGUCAAAGGGCAGACAAUCAUGUUUAUGUGAAGGGAUGUCGACUGAGGGGUCAGACGAUGAACGAUGGAGAUGUCAGAGCUCCAGACCCAUCCAGACACUCUGGAGAGUCUCCAUAUGUGAAUCGCAAGAGUCACGUGGAUUGUCUGACUUCCUCAACACCCGUGUUCCAGCCAGAGGUCAAGACCAGCCUCAAGUGGGCCAACAAGACACAGAGACCUCCGCUCAAAUUUGAUGAUGGCUCUAGCGUCAACUACAAGCGGCACACAGCGUGUAUGACAUCAGACGAUUUGCGGCUGAUGAACUGGCAGCGCCCCCGCCGAUCCUACACCUCCUCCAUUAUCCGGGAGUCCCAGAAGUGCAAGAACCCCCUGCUGGAUGACCUGAACCCCGGGGAACGACUGUACCUGUACAGUAUAGCCAAGGUGUACAGUGUCGACAGCAUGCGAAGACUCAAGCAGAACCAGUACUGUCAGCUCCUGCAGAAAGAAGGCCAGAGAGGUGGGUAUUCUGACGCGGAGUACAGACGCUACAUGAAGUACCUGAGCAGCCAGAGGAAGACUCAGCAGGGUACAAGCGACACGUACCAGCGCCGACGUAUCCGCUCAGCACCAACAAACCGGGACACACAGACAGACAAAACAGAAUCGUCACCCAGUGCUGUGACACAGUCAGAACAUGCACAGUCAAGACCAGCCUCCUCAAAAUCAAAAUCUCGAUCGACCUCACGCCCGAUGUCAAGAGCAUCACUUGCUUCAAAUAAGUCCCAUAAGAAAACACGAGAAACACCAACAGCAACAAAGUCAAAAUCUGGCACCAAGCCAUCAAAACAGGCAAAUGAUGGGGUCACUCCCACAAGCAAAAAGCCUUCAGGCACCAAGCCAUCUAAAGCAUCUUCAGACGAAACCAAAAAAGACAAAUCCACACCAGAGAAAUCUAAAACAAGUUCUUCCGAUCGCGACAAUUCCAAAAUGGCGGAAACAGAAAAUACUGAUCAGAAAGUAACAGUUGUUCAGAUACAAGAACCACAGGAUGAAGAGCCAGAUGAGGAGGAGGCUCAGGUCAGAGGUGAGGAGGACAAGGUCAAGGACAGUGAAGAUACUGAGGAUCGGAUGGCUCCCCAGAACAGAGGGAACAGUCAUAAGGAGGGUGUGGACAGACCUAAAUCUCGACUUGGUGAACGUCCACGUGCUAAGGACAACAGUGACGAUGACUACAGCUCCGACAGUGACAGCAGCAGCAGCAGCAGUGAUGAGUCCGGAGCUGAUACAAGCAAGUCUCUAUCAAAAUCAGAACCUACUGAGUCUCAAACAAGAUCGGAACCAUCAAAGACAUCAAGAUCUUCCCAAAAAGAUGGGUCUGGAGCUGCAUCUCCAGGUUCUCCAACCAAACCUCAGGUGAUGACAGGUUCUCCACCUAGGUUGGAGACCACCAAGAAAGAAGGUUCUCCCCCAAGGGAUGGCGACCAUGAUGCCUCAUAUUCUGAAGACUUCUCUGAAGCUUCCAAGAGUGUGAGUCAGUCCCAUGCUAGUAAAUCAGAUGACAACAAAAGAAAAUCAGACAGUUCAACUAAUGAAACUAGUGAAAAGACGUCAGAGAAAAGCCAAAUAAAACCUGCCCCUUUGUCUGAAUCUGAAGGCCAGUCAUCUUCAGACACAAGCUCUUCAGUUAAACCAGCACAACAGACAAAGAUACCUUCAGACACAUCCACAGCCACAUCAGAAGACACAUCAACAUCUACAUCAGUUCCAAAGGUCAAGGUCAGUCAGGAUGACUCCAAGGUCAGGGAUCAAUCCUACUCUGAUGAUUUCACAGAAUCUACAUCCCAAAGUCAAAGUGGUGACAAGGUUAAAGGUGAAAAGUCACCAGAGGUCAAGGAAGAAAAGUCAGAGGUCAGAUUCAAAGACGAAGACGGUGUCCAAAACAGUUCAAAGGACACAACUGGACAGGAUAAAGAUACUGGAGAAAAAUCUCCACGUGAAGAAAAACCUUACCAACGAGAAAGAAGAGACUCCAUUGAUAUGGAUCGAGAAGGACGAGUAAAAGACUGGGAUAAAAUUGAAUACUGAUGAAUGAGUAAGGAUUCCGUUUGUAUGUUAUCUCUGAAUAGUUUACAUAAAGUACUGGGAAACAAUACUGUUCGAUGUUUUGGAAAUCUACAUUGAAAUCUCUUGUUAAGAUUGACAUCUUACAGUGAUACACCAAGUGCGAAACAGUUUGACAUUUGAGGAAACCACAUAGAAAUUAGAUCAUCCAGUUGAUGAUGAGCUUGGUUGGGACCGUGUAUAA